Lactuca sativa (garden lettuce) is the source of this 1793-nucleotide messenger RNA. Its product is annotated as hydroxyproline-rich glycoprotein family protein. Lineage: Eukaryota; Viridiplantae; Streptophyta; Magnoliopsida; Asterales; Asteraceae. The record is from RefSeq and is a predicted model, not a curated record.
AACCUAAAUCCGUCGAUUCUGAAAAUAUAAGGCAAGAUUUACCCAUAGAAAAUCGUAACAAGUCUUCCAGUCCGGAGGACACUUUCCGUUCCCUACAACAAUCGAUCGACAUCUGAGACUUCAAACGAAGAUUUUGAGGCGUCAACUUCUGCUUCUGGAUCUGCAUAUAGUCAACCAUGAGACGGAGCUUGGGAAAGCUUUCACAACCUGUUAUCGGCCACACGAGCAGAAAAGCCCUUGUCUUGUCAUCAUCAUCAUCUGAUUUCUCUACAUCUGCUGGAAAUGAUGGUGGCGGCAGAGGGCGGGGCCGAGGAUCUGAUUUCCCCAAGUUCGGUGUCAUAGAUUCUGUUCCUGGUAAGAAUGAGCCACCAACUCCUGAAGACAAGAAACCCUUCUCCCCUCCACUCGGUCGUGGUCAUGGUCAUGGUCGGGGGAAACCUCAAUUUUCUUCUUUCGGGGCGCCAGGUGUCAAUACUGUCGCUGGCCGUGGUCGUGGACAAACGACACCUGUCCCACCUUCUCAAUCUGAUGAUACUUCACAACCUAAGAGACCUAUAUUCUUUCGCAAGGACGGAGACGUAAUUUUACCUCCAAAAGCAGAAACCCAAGAGAAGACUAAGACUAAUCUCCCAUCAAGCAUUUUGUCGGUUUUAUCCGGUGCGGGUCGUGGAAAGCCCGCCCAACCAACAGCAAAUGUUGGCACUGAAAAGGGCGAGGAAGUAAAUCGCCAUAUCAAACCCAGACAACAACAACAACAACAACAACAACCAGUAGUAAAGCCUCGACCAAGUUCCCCUAAAAUGAGUCAAGAAGAGGCGAUCAACAAGGCUAGGGGGAUACUUUCAAGGGGCGGUGAUGUGGUCGGUGAAGAUGGUGGAGGGUUUAGAGGAGCGGGUGGUCGUGGUAUGGGAGGUCAACGGGGAGGUUGGACUGGAAGGGGUAGGGGGAGAGGUAGGGGUAGGGGUAGAGGGAGAGGAAGGGGGAUGUCUGAGUUUGAUGAGAAUGAGGAAGAUGAGGAAGAAACAGAGCUUGACAAAGUGAAUGCUGAAAAGCUUGCUAAAUAUCUUGGUCCUGAGAAGUUUGACAUUUUGACUCAAGCAUUUGAAGAAGCCAGUGCAAAUGUGUUACCCUCUCCUGAAGAAGAUGCCCAUGUGGAUGCAAUGCAUACCAAUCUUUUGUUGGAGUGUGAAGCAGAAUACUUAAUGGCUGAGUUUGAUUCGAAUCCUGACAUUGAUGAGAAGCCUCCUGUACCUCUUCGAGAUGCUCUUGAGAAAAUGAAGCCCUUCCUAAUGGCUUAUGAAAAUAUUCAAACCAACAAAGAGUGGCAGGAUGUUGUGGAAGAGACGAUGAAGAAUGUGCCUCUAAUGAAAGAACUUGUGGAGUUCUAUAGUGGGCCCAACACUAACAGGGUGACUGCUAAAAAACAAGGGGAGGAGCUUGAGAGAGUUGCAAAUACUCUGCCUGCAACUGCACCUGCCUCUGUCAAGCGAUUUACUGAUCGAGCUGUUCUCUCUCUCAAGAGCAACCCAGGUUGGGGAUUCGACAAAAAAUGUCAGUUUAUGGAUAAGUUGGUUUCCGAGGUUUCACAGACUUACAAAUGAAUCAGUCACACAGACACAGACAAACAUUACUACUACUCAUGGUAACAUCACCCAUCAACUGCAAUGUUUUUUUCUUUUACUUGGUUAUAUACUUUUUGUAGUUUGUAAUAAUAAUACAUGCUUUGAUUGAUUCAACAGCGUCCACAAAGGGUGAUUCCUCCUUUUUUUAUGCUGAAUUUGAUAGUAACUCCA